GUAAAUGACUCGAGUGCAGAUAAAGAUACUGAGCGAUUUGUGACUAGUUUGCGAAUUUAUGUUUGCAACGGAACCAAACGAUUUCAUUAACCAUAAUGACCUGCAUGAUUUCCUUCCCCACAGUACGAGGGACUUGCUUGCAUCGUGAAGAAAAGUAGGUUUUUGCGUCAUCUCGCAAAGGGAAAAAUCCUCGUGGAAUCUGCUAGCGUGGAGUAAAACGGGCUAUCCCGUGUGUAAAAACGAGCGCAUAGGGCACCGCCCACGAGACAUGAGACUUCACUCUGCUGCCGGCCUGCGACGUCUUGUGUAGGUGAAAUCCUUUUGCUGGGAUGGCGGGAGAUGGAACCCCUCGUUUUGGGGUGACCAACUGUGUGACCAAGGUGGCCCUGAGUGUCUCCUGCAAGAAUCUGAUGGACAUGGACUACUUUUCAAAGUCCGACCCGCUGUGCGUCAUGUACAUGAGCACAUCUGGAACCACCUGGGUGGAGGUUGGUCGCACAGAGAAAAUCAUGAACUGCCUCAGUCCCAAUUUUUCCAAGACGUUUGUCAUCGACUACCACUUUGAGACGGUGCAGAAAUUGAAGUUUGAAGUGUAUGACAUUGACGACGAUGCCAGCAACAGUCUCCUGAACGCCGACUUCUUGGGAGAACUGGAAUGUACAUUGGGACAGGUUGUGUCUUCGAGGAACCUAACAAAACCACUUGUCAUGAAGGACAAGAGCUCUGCAGGAGCUGGAACCAUCACUAUACAUGCAGAAGAAAGAACAGACAACAGGGUGGUGCGAUUUGACGUUGCUGCUCGACAACUGGACAGGAAGACUUUUUUUAGCAAGUCUGACCCAUUCUUGGAAUUCUAUAAGGAGACAGAAACAGGAUGGCUGUUGGCUCACAGGACAGAGGUGGUAAAAUACAAUCUGAACCCUGGAUGGAAACCUUUCCAAAUUCCGAUUCAGGCACUCUGUGGAGGGGACGUGGAGAAAUCUAUAAAGGUUGAUUGUUACCACUACAGCAGCAAUGGCUCGCAUAGCUUCAUUGGAUCCUUGCAGACCACACUUAGCCAAAUACAGCAGGCUUCGCAAACAUAUGCGGGUGAGUUUGAAUGCAUCGACAGGAAAAAGAAGCAGAGCAAGAAAGGCUACAAAAACUCUGGUAUUAUAAUCAUUAAGCAAUGCAAGAUUGUGAAGGAGUAUACUUUCCUUGAUUACGUAUUUGGUGGCUGUCAGAUUAACUUCACUAUCGCCAUUGACUUCACAGGGUCCAACGGGGAUCCCAACUCUCCGCAAUCCCUCCAUUACAUCCACCCUUAUGGCUAUAAUGAAUACCUUUCCGCUAUCACGGCAGUGGGUAAUGUCAUCCAAGACUAUGACAGUGAUAAAAUGUUCCCUGUUUUGGGAUUUGGAGCGCAGAUCCCUCCUACAUGGCAGGUCAGCCAUGAGUUUGCUGUCAAUUUCAACCCUUCAAAUCCUUUUUGUGAAGGCAUUGAAGGUGUCGUUCAAGCCUACCAGCAGUGUUUGCCACAGGUGAAGCUCUACGGCCCGACAAACUUCUCUCCGGUCAUCAACCACGUUGCGCAUUUUGGCAGCCAGGCCUUACAGCAGCAAACGGCCUCUCAAUACUUUGUGCUGCUCAUCAUCACUGACGGCGUGAUUACGGACAUGGAUCAGACUCGCGACGCCAUCGUCAAAGCCUCGCGUCUGCCCAUGUCCAUCAUUAUCGUGGGAGUGGGCCAGGCAGACUUCGGUGCCAUGGAGUUCUUGGAUGGAGAUGAUGGACUUUUACGCUCGGCCUCAGGCGAGGCUGCCAUGAGAGAUAUUGUCCAGUUUGUUCCAUUCAGACAGUUCAAAAAUGCAGGCGCUGCCGCCCUUGCCCAAAGCGUACUGGCUGAGUUACCUGACCAAGUGGCCUCCUUUUUCAAUUUAUUUGACCUGAAGCCCGCCAGUGACCCCGGUCCUUAGAAGUGCAAUUGAAUGGAACAAUUGGCGCAGAAGUAUACCACCAAUGAGGUUCCCUGCUCUGCUAAACAAUUGCCUUGUAUUUAAAAAAACUAAACAAAACAAAUAUCUUGUAUUCGAUAUCAAUUGCCGAUUAAGUGAUACUUUCCUGAUAAGCAAAAUAUUGUAGUAGUCACGUGCCUAUACAAAUGUUUACGGACCCACUGCAAAAUGCAGUAGCUACCUCCUAUAUUUUGUAAAGUAUGGGUCUUUUAAGUCAAGAAGUAAUGAAUAUAAGACAAUUUCAUAGAUGUAAUCAGCAUGCAUCACAUAAAGCGAAGGCAACAAAAUGCCUUACCAAGCUUUGCUUCUGCUUGCAUGACGAAGCUUAGUAGCUUUUUUUUUCCUCCCUCCCCAGGCAAUUGUAACAUAUUGGGUUGGUAUUCUUGAAAAUCCAGCUUACAGCGGUACAAUUUGCAAGAGACAAGUUACUGAAUAUUUCAUGUUUGGAGGAUAUGACUAAAAGCUACAACACUGCAGUUAGUACUGAUACCACAGUUGGUUUUAUUCAAACUCAUCUCUCUCAGUUUCUGUUUACAUACAAACAUAAAACAAUUCCAUCUGAAUUGAUUCCAACUACAUAUAUUUUUAGUCAUGAUUAGAAAUGCACUUCAUUUCAAUAAUGUCAUAACAGAUCCACGCAAUUUAGAACGAUUUGCUCCCGCUACCUCUUGCAACAACUGACGUGGAUGUGCUGUUUACACAGAAAAUCUGCAGGAUCACUAAACCUUGUCAUGUUAUGCAUAAUGCCGGCAGGAACAAGAUGAUAUUUUGACUUUAUUUCUAGUCUCUUAUUGAAGUAAUUUUACAUUUCAGAGUUGGCAUUUCUGAUACAACACACCUUGUGAAUGUUAAGAAAAUUAACACUUAACGCAACAUACAACUAAUUAACACAUUUGUUGAUUUGGAAAUCAUAUGCACUUUUCAUUCUUAUCAGAUAGUUUGUAUUAAUAUUGAUUUUAUCAGUUCAACUAUACAGAGUUGUAUAUUAAAUAAAAAAAAUCUACAAUGUA
This is a messenger RNA of Syngnathoides biaculeatus (alligator pipefish), 3004 nucleotides long. Its product is annotated as copine-3-like. Gene Ontology annotation, cellular component: plasma membrane. Bases 330 to 1955 code for a protein of 541 amino acids. The transcript has 17 exons. Gene Ontology annotation, molecular function: receptor tyrosine kinase binding; calcium-dependent phospholipid binding. NCBI's taxonomy places the organism in Eukaryota, Metazoa, Chordata, Actinopteri, Syngnathiformes, Syngnathidae. Gene Ontology annotation, biological process: cellular response to calcium ion; ERBB2 signaling pathway. The record is from RefSeq and is a predicted model, not a curated record.